Macroventuria anomochaeta is the source of this 606-nucleotide messenger RNA. RefSeq lists its product as uncharacterized. Bases 1 to 606 code for a protein of 201 amino acids. Lineage: Eukaryota; Fungi; Ascomycota; Dothideomycetes; Pleosporales; Didymellaceae. The record is from RefSeq and is a predicted model, not a curated record. The transcript has a single exon.
AUGCCAAAGCCCGUCGUUGACUUGAUCGUUCCUAAAGUCGACAAGGUAACCGUGAGGACUUGUUCUCAGAACGAAGUACCGCAAACGCCAGCCACGCCAGUAUCAGCAGAGGGUAUUAUGUCGCUACACGAUCUGAUCAUGAAGCAGGAUGCUCGUGCUCUUGACGAGACAAGCAAGCGAGACCUGCAGAGGCACCUCCAGAAGUAUGCCAAAGCUGCACAACUAUCCUUCGCAAAGGGCGCACUGCAGCAGAAUCACAUCCAACUCUUACUAAAGAUCAACAAUGAAGCUAAGGUUCGACGAUCGACCAAGCCAUUGAUACUAGGGAGGGCAAAGGUUAUGGGCUAUGAUGAGCUCAAGGAGGCACGAGAAAAGCGUGCCGAAAAAGAGGCAGCAAAAGACGCUCAGGGCAAAAGAAAACGUGGUCGGAAACGCACGAGUGCUGCGCCAGAGGUAGACGUGGCAGAGCCGAAGCCCAAGGCGGCGCGAGUGAGCAAAACAUUGAAACCAGUAAUGUCCCCGAUCGUGCAGAUGAGCGGAACACCUGUAGCGGAGGGCGGGACUGCAUCGAAACCAUGGAAAGCCCCAGUGGCGCGGAUGUACUAG